CUUUUCUAUCGUGAGAAAUACGAAGUCUAGAUUUUUUUGUCAUUUUGAAUCCCGUUGCGAACAGGACAGAAGCCUAUUCUUUCUUGCUAAGUAAACGUAAAUUUUCUUGCAUUUUCCUUCACUUUCUGUGGAACUUUCCUGGAUAAUUUCUCAAUCAGAUGUCGAGUAAGGAAGGUCAACGUUUCUAUUCCAGUCUUUCAAGGAAAGAGCUUCAAAGUUUGUGCAAGAAAUGUGGCUUGCCUGCUAGAAAGUCGAGUUCUGAAAUGGCUGAAUCAUUGUUCUCUUUCUUUCAGAAGAAUGAUUUAAGGUUAGCGUUCUUAGGCAAAACCGGAGGUGGGAUCCAAGAGGUUUCGCUUCCUCUAUCUUCAGUAAUGGCGUGGCAGACUGAAGACCCUUUCAAUUUGACAGGAAAUGUAAUGAAAGUUACAGAUAGCUUUCAACUGAGAUCUCCUAGAGGAGAAAGUUACAGGGGAAAUAGAAACGCUAAACACAAUGAAUUGGAAAGCUGCAUAGGAUUGAGGGCUUAUGACAAGGAAGGCUUUGGUGGCUCAAUUGAAUAUUUUCAGGGUCCAUCCCAGUCUCAAUUUGUUUCUCAAGGUGCUGGUGGUGGUGUCAUCCAUAAGGGGACUCCAUCAAGCUUCAGUGGCUGUGUGGAACAUACACCCCAGUUUCGUUGUGGACACAUAAAUGUAGGUGUCUGUCCCAUAGAGAAUGCCUCUCCUGAAAUACGAACUUAUAAAAAAGUUCCUGCCUCUUUUGAGUUCUAUGUCAGUUCAGAAGAGGGAAUCAAACUCUGUGUUGAUUUGAAUUCAAGCCCAUCAGACUGGACUAAGAAAUACAAAAAUCAGGUUUCUUUAACAAUGAAUGUGGCCAGUACCAAGUCUCGAAGUCUUCAUCAAGAGCUUGGUUCCAUUGGACAAAGUGAUGAUAAACAAAUAAAAAGUCCCUUUCCUCAGAGUGUUGAUCCCAAUGAAAUCAAGGAUGGCUGUAUACAAGGCAAACCUUCUCCAAGUUUGGUUGUGGAAAAUAAUAUGGGGAUUGAUCAUCCAGAUGGAGGUAAUAAAUCAUCAGUGGCCUCGCCUUCAAGACCAUGUAGUGCAGAGCAAUCAGAUUGCUUAAGGGAAGAUAAGGGACAUAUCUCACCUAAACCUUGUCCUGACGUGCAGAACCAAAUAAUUUCUAAUAUAGAAUCCUUCAAUAAGAAUGGGGAUAGUGCUAUUCUUGAUUCAGAUAUCAUUGAUACUACAACAGAAAAGACAGCCUGUAAUUUUGUUGUUAACUCCAUAUCUGAUGGCUCAAUGGAUCUUGUUGCAAUUGAGCAUCAGAAUUCAAAGCAUGAUGAUGAAGGUUGUGAGAAUUCAACGAGGCAGAACAGUAGUGAUCUUGAGAAUAAUUGCAUAACGUUGGCUAGUUGUUCUGCAAAAAUGCCAUUGUCAGAAGCUGGGAAUUACCACAAUGACACAUCAUGUUCACCUAAUAAAAAUGGUGAAUUCUUGGACCUGUAUGAUUCAAAGCACAAUAUGCUAAAUGAGCAAACUGCAUUAGCCACAUCAAGUGAGAAUGAUCAUCUUGGGAACCAUUUGCCUACAUGCUCUGAAGAAAGGGAAUGGAACAAUAUUGUUAGCGUGAUGGAGAGUUCAGUAUGCUCAGAAGUUGACAACUCAGUUGAAAAAACUGGUGUAAAGUCUGACAAUCUGGAAUCAAAUGAAGAUUUUUGCAGAAAGAGGCCAUCUAAAGACAGUGACUGUCAAGACAGCAGUAGUAAGCGUGACCCAAAAAUUUUAAGAAGCGUGAAGCAUUCUGCAGUAGAAGCUCUUCCCAGAAGAUCCAUGCGGCUUGUCUCUAAGUGAGUCCAUCGAGUAAAUCCUAGCUACACCACAAGAAUUGGUCCAUCUCGCAAUUGUUGUAUCAAGAAGUCUUGUGGAUCUGAGUUGCAGGUUCUACAUUCUUUGGAGAGCAAUAGCCACGUAAUGAGAUUACUAAGAUAUCUGCAAGGUAUUAAGAAAAAAGGUCCUUCAUAAUUUUCUCCUCUCUCCUCAAAGCAGUCGCAAAAUCAAACAACUUGAAUUUUAUAACAAAUAAUGAAAUGCUAUUAGUUACUGAUAUGUUGUAUUCAAUUAUUUGUAUUGAAUUUUUCAGGAAAUAAGACCUGAUUUUAUUCAUUUGGAUUUUGUCAAUUCUUUUAUACAUUUGAAAAUGUAAAAACUUGUGUUCUGCUUUUGCCAUGGUUAUCUUGGCUCGUUAACAUAGACGACUGUUAUGUGUCCAA
Molecule: messenger RNA, 2269 nt
Organism: Manihot esculenta (cassava)
Lineage: Eukaryota; Viridiplantae; Streptophyta; Magnoliopsida; Malpighiales; Euphorbiaceae
Exons: 9
Coding region: 159-1850 (563 amino acids)
Source: RefSeq, a predicted model, not a curated record